Messenger RNA from Macrosteles quadrilineatus (aster leafhopper), 2389 nucleotides. RefSeq names its product HORMA domain-containing protein 1-like. The record is from RefSeq and is a predicted model, not a curated record. The transcript has 12 exons. Bases 237 to 1763 code for a protein of 508 amino acids. NCBI's taxonomy places the organism in Eukaryota, Metazoa, Arthropoda, Insecta, Hemiptera, Cicadellidae.
GGUAACUCAAUGGUGUGGUUUGGUCGUGGUGUCAUCGCUUGACGCUUGGUAGUGAUAGUGAUCGUUGUUGUACUUAUAUUUAGCCUUGAACACUUAUUGACAACUACGAAUUAUUUCUCCUAAUUGUGUUAUCCCACAAUUUGGCUAGCCCCCCUAAGCUUGGUUUGAUUUCGACAGUCGUGACAAAAUAUCUAAGUAUAACUUAGGCCGAGGCCUAGUUCAGCAAAAAGAGAGCGAUGACUUCCCAGAAAUUAUUAGUAAAAGAAAAGGCACCGGUAACCACACAUGUUAGUUUGGUGAAUCCAAACAUAUCAGUCACCAAUUCUGUUGAAUUUAUGAAGAAAAUGGUGGUUGUGUCACUUUCUUCAAUCGCUUUUCUUCGUGGUAUAUUCCCAUCUGACGUGUUCACAGAGAAAUUAAUAUCAAACCAGAGGGUUCACGUAUUAAAGGCAUCACACGAAAUUCCUGGGACGACCACUAUGAUAGGAUGGAUAAAGAGUGGGUUUGAUCUCGUCCACUCUCAUCACCUGAAGAAACUGAUGCUUAUCAUUGCAAAGAAGAAUGUCGUUCUAGAAGUUUAUACUUUUAAUUUCUCAUAUGAUCAUGAAGCUAUAAAUUGUGAUGUUAUGGGUGAAAUCGGUGGAAAAGAAGUACUGCUUGAACAAAGCCAGGGGUUGCCCGAAGACAUUUCCCAGUCAGUUAGACACUUGAUGCGUUCUAUACUGACUCAUUCCACAACUCUUUCUCCAUUGCCCAACGGUUGCGGCGUUUCAAUGAGACUCAUCAUUGAUGAAGAGAUUCCAGCAGAUUUGGUUCCAAAAUUUUUUGAGCAUUCUGAUGAUGACAAGUUGAAGUUUCCCUUCGAAGCAGAAACGCUCAAGCUUGGAAAAGUUCAGUCAAAAUACACUACCUUUUCUGUGUCAGCAAAGUCCUCUAUGAACAGGGAACUUGAUAGUGAAGAACUAUUAGCAGAAGAUGAAAUACCACCUCAGGAGGACUCAGAUGAGAUUGUGCUUCCUUCUCCGAAGGGAAGUUCUCAAGCAAGGCUAUCCCAGUUCAUCAAGAUCAAUCCGACAAAAAACAUAGAAGUUGUCAACAACUCAAGCAGCAGUGUUGGUACUAACCUAUCUGACAAACUAUCCAUGGUCAGUCUGCAAGAAAAGAGAGUGUGCUGCAUCUGUGAAUGCAGUGAUGUUUCAGAUGAAAUCAUCAAAUGCAGCUCGUGCUCACUAUUUCAACAUAAGGUAUGCUACAAGCUACAGAAAUGCCACCAAGUUGAUAGUCAUAUCUGUGUAAACUGCCACAACCCUGGGCUGGGAAAGACCUGCACUGUUCCUGACCUCCUCUCUGACAAUAACAGAAAGGAAGGAGCCCUUUACAGACAAGCACUCAUGGUCUGCUGCAACAACACUCAAGUGUCUUGCAACAAGCUAAUUACUACUCUCAAGGUGCCCCGACGCAUGGCUGAGAAACUCAUGCAAAGAUUAGAUUCUGAAGGGUGUUUCGAGCCGUCCAUCAACAAAGGGGGUAGUCGAAGAGUAAAAGAAGGUUUGAAGGAGAACAUUUUAGAUCGUCAUUUCAGUCAGCCUAAUUGUAGUGACAACCAGGAUAUGGAAACCGAACCCUCCUCCGCUGCAACAGUUAUCAACGUGAAGGUUGGAAAGAAAAACAAAAUUAGUGAGGUAAAUGAAAAUGUUCCUCAUGAACAGUCAGCUCCACAGCCUAAACGCCGCAAAAUUCUCUCAAAUAUCAAGAAUUUGUAAUUACCUUUUAUCUAAAUGUGUAUUAAGAAGCCGCUGCUAAUACAAACUACAACUACAGUAUAUUUAAUUAUUGUUUCUUAGUUGAUAUGAAUAAUGUUAUCGUGUAAUUUAUCUCGAUAUAUGGUUAAAAAUUGUAUUGAUAGGUCAGGUCUUAGAUAUAAUUUUGUAUUGUGUUACUUGAUUUAAUUUUGUGGAUUGGUAGUGAUCAUUAUUUAAAGUUGUUAUAAGUAUUUGAUAGAUAUAAAUACCUUUGAUUUUGAAAUAGCCACUAAACAAGCUUUAAUGGAAAGCUAUAAGUUAAGUAAAAAUAGGCUGAGUUAAUUAUGCUAAGGAGAAAAUAUCAUUUUGUUAAUUUUUCCCUUUAGGAAGAUCAGUAUUAGGAGUGUUUUUAAGUCAGAAAGAGGACAAACUACAACCUAAUAUGUGUGAGUUGUAGUUGUAGUACUAGUUUAACUUUCCUUGAUCCAAUGUCUUUGUUAGCAUUUUUUUAAUUGUUACUAGAUUUAGUUUUAGGAUGUUGAGAAAGCUCAAUGUUUAAAUUGCCUUUGAUAAAAUAGUUUGGAUAUAGAUUAUCUUAAAACUUUACUCUUUUCUAGUAUCCCAAGUUUUCAAAGAGCUAUGUUAAC